AAGACCAAUGUUAGGGAGCACGAGUAAUUUUAAUAGCAAUCGACCCAAGAAAGGCAUAUGGUUACCGACACGUGAAACAAGCCCUGCACCCUCACUCGCCAACAAGCAUUCCGCAGCUGUGGCCGCUCCCGGAACUGCGUAUGCCCAGUGCAGUGUUUUACACACCAGACUUUUUGAGGGCUUAACUUAAAAAAAAAAAAAAAAAAAAGUUAGGAGCUGACUCUGCUAUCAGUCCCGGGCCUUAGGGUGGGUAGGGGCUGAAGAGACGGAGGCACCAAACAUGCAAACAGGCUGAACGGAAUGGAGAGUGGGAAUGGUGCCUGCCGGCCCGCCUUGCGGGCUGAAGGGAUAAGUACUGAGGCCUGAAAAGGCUCCACGCGCGGGCGAGGGCCCGUGGGCCAGAAGCGAGGGUGUCGUAGCGGUGACGCCACGGCCGCGCCCGUCCAGGGUCCCGCCAGUGCGGAAAGGGAAACCCCGGGGGCGGAGCCGGCGCGCAGGACGGCGCCUGCGCAGUCACUCCCGUGCGCCGCGGCGGAGCGGAGUCACCGCGGGGAAGUCCCGCCUCCUGGGUUCCCGUGGGGGAACGGCGUCGGUUGGGCUACAGCAACGCGCCUAACUCGGGGCGUCGGGACUUCCGGGAAGCUUCUGGGCGUCAUUUCCGCCCUCGUCCCCCGCCCACACGGAGGGGGCGGAGCCGGGGACCGGCGCUCUGCCGGUGCGUCACUUCCAUUGAGCCGAGCGGCGACAACGGCAACAUGGCCCUGAACGGUACAGAAGUCGACGAUUUCUCCUGGGAGCCUCCGACCGAAGCGGAGACGAAGGUGCUGCAAGCUCGGCGGGAGCGGCAGAACCGCAUCUCCUCGCUCAUGGGCGAUUACCUGCUGCGUGGCUACCGCAUGCUGGGCGACACGUGCGCGGACUGUGGGACCAUCCUCCUCCAAAACAAACAGCGGCAGACCUACUGCGUGGCUUGUCAGGAGCUCGAUUCAGACGUGGAUAAGGACAAUCCGGCUCUGAAUGCCCAGGCUGCCCUCUCCCAAGCUCGGGAGCACCAGCUCGCCUCUGCCCCGGACCCCCCCUCAGGCACUCGGCCCGCCCCUCAGCCCCCAGUACCCCGCCCAGAGCACUGUGAGGGAGCUGCGGCAGGGCUCCAGGCAGCCCAGGGGCCGGCCCCUCCUGCUGGGCCUCCAAAUGCAGACGUCAUGGCCAGCACCCGGGAGGCCCUCCUGCAGAAGCUGGCCUGGGCCUCGGCCGAAUUGGGCUCCAGCACUUCCCUGGAGGCCAGCAUCCAGCUGUGUGGCCUCAUCCGGGCUUGUGCUGAAGCCCUGCAAAGCCUGCAGCAGCUGCAACACUGAGAGACCCGCUUGAGAAAAACCCGCUAGAAAAACA
This is a messenger RNA of Pipistrellus kuhlii (Kuhl's pipistrelle), 1389 nucleotides long. It is a transcript of the gene ZNRD2, whose product is annotated as zinc ribbon domain containing 2. Bases 756 to 1355 code for a protein of 199 amino acids. The record is from RefSeq and is a predicted model, not a curated record. The transcript has 4 exons. Lineage: Eukaryota; Metazoa; Chordata; Mammalia; Chiroptera; Vespertilionidae.